This is a messenger RNA of Galleria mellonella (greater wax moth), 1457 nucleotides long. RefSeq names its product PAX-interacting protein 1-like. The record is from RefSeq and is a predicted model, not a curated record. NCBI's taxonomy places the organism in Eukaryota, Metazoa, Arthropoda, Insecta, Lepidoptera, Pyralidae. Bases 777 to 1370 code for a protein of 197 amino acids. The transcript has 5 exons.
UCAUAAUUGCUGUUAAUCAUGGCUUUACACAAAAUUAUUGCUUCAAAAUUAACUUCAUUAUCUGCGACGAGUGAACAGCAUUGUUACAUUUUAGGAGUUACAAAUUGAUUUUAACAAUUCAUAAGUAACAUCAUCAUGCGUUUAUUGCUCGUAUUAAUAAUUAAUUAGGGCAAAUUAAAUGAUUCGUAUUAACGAAGCUUUAAUAUUUGUAAUAUUAAAUGGAAAUACAUGUAUACACAGUUGCGAGAACAUAUCUGAAUAAACUUAUAUAAAAUCCGUAUGGUUGAAAAUAUCUAAUUAAUUCCUAUACGAAGAAAAAGGUUUAAUUUUAAAAUUACGUUAUAUUAAUUUUUAAUUUAAAUAUUGUGAACAUUUCGUGUUGUUUUUAAGAUUGUUUAACUUAAAUUUGUAAUAUUAUAUAAAAAUAGAUGUCAAUUUAUGUACAUUUAUAAUGAAGAAUAAUUUUACAGAGUUUUAUUUCAUUGUUAUUUAUAUUUAUUAUUCAAUCAGAGUUGUUUACGAGCUCUUUUAAAUCGUCAUUUAUUAUGAUUUUACUGCUAAUUUCAGAAUGUUGUUAUCUGAUAAAUAAGAGAGAUCUGUAAGAACUUCACCAGUUCGUCUUUUAAAAAAAGUUAUACAGUAUUUCCGUUUAAAAUAUUACAAUUAUUUUAACUUUAAAAGCUUAAAUAUGCUCUUACUCACAUUGCAACCGUGCAAGACACAUAUAUUUGAUAAGCAAUCGAGAUAAAUAAUAUAACUUGACCUAAUAUUAUAGGAUGCUGGAACAGCCGAAGGUGCUCCGGCAGAUGGUGCACCUCCUGCAGAGGGCGCUCCAGCGGCACCAGCAGAGAGCGCACCAGCGGCACCAGCAGAGGGCGCCCCUGCGGCUCCGGCAGAGGGUGCCCCAGCGGCACCGGCAGAGGGCGCUCCAGCGGCACCAGCGGAGGGCGCCCCAGCAGCACCAGCAGAAGGUGCCCCAGCUGCACCAGCAGAGGGCGCUCCAGCAGCACCUCCCGCUGAGGGAGCGGCACCUCCAGCCGAAGGAGCACCUGCGCCGGCUCCGGCUGCUCCUCCCACAGAAGGUGCCCCAGCGCCUGCGCCUGCGCCGCCAGCGGAAGGCGCUCCAGCGGCAGCACCCGCUCCCGCUGCACCUGAAGGAGCUCCAACACCAGACGCAACAGCGGCGCCUGCACCACCUCCUGCUGAAGCGCCAGCACCAGCGCCGGCGCCAGAACCUGCGCCCGCGCCUGCCCCGGAGCCAGCAGCGCCGGCAGCGCCACCACCAGUUGAAGCAUCUGCAUAAUUCAACUUCAUCGUGGUUAGAAGAAGAAAUCACAUUGCCGCCUCGCUCUGGACAUUUGCUCAACUGAUUUUUUACAUUUCCUUAUUAAUUAGUUCAUUAUACUAUUAUGUAAAUUUUGUAUUAUCAUCUUAUAAUAAAUAUUAUUAUUAAUAAU